CCAAAACAAAACCACUGCGCGUUGUCCAGCCUCCUGUCACUCCUCCCCGCGUGUCAGAGCUGUGCCGUCCGGUGUACCGAGGACAGUGGAGCUAGUGUGGGACAAAUAGUUGCGCUGAAAUACUCAGCGGCCGGCCGUUUGUCGAUAAGCUUACAUUUAAGAUAUGACUCAGCGUAACACUGUUUUCAAGCUUGCCAGCUAGUGGUGUGUGACCAGGAGGGAGAGGAAGGAGACAGCAGAGAGCAUGGAGCUGUCAGAUGGCUUGCUGCUGCAGGUCAACAAUGGAGAGCAGUGGUGUAACCGCUGGAAACAUCCCAAUGAGGACUCAGACCGCAGCACCAGUCCUUCAGUCCUGCGUAGUGUUGCCAGCACGUGGAAGGAGGGUCUGCUGAACAGAAAGAGGCCCUUUGUGGGGCGCUGCUGUCACUCCUGUACACCACAGAGCUGGGAGAGACUGUUCAAUCCCAGUAUUCCAUCUCUGGGUCUGCGGAAUGUUAUCUACAUAAAUGAGACUCACACUAGACAGCGGGGGUGGUUGGCACGCAGACUGAGUUAUGUGCUUUUUGUUGUGGAGAGAGACGUCCACAAGGACAUGUUCGCCAGGAACGUGGUGGAUAACGUGCUUAACAACAGCAGCGUGGAGAAUGCUAUUGUGACAGUAGCAACAGACCCGGAUGCUGCAGCCAGCCAGCUUGGCCAGGAGCACAAAGCUGUCAGCAAAGUAAAGCAGAAAGCCAGGGCCUUCCUCCAAGAGAUGGUUGCUAACAUUUCCCCAGCCUUCAUUAGGCUAACUGGUUGGGUGCUCUUGAGGCUGUUUAAUGGUUUCUUCUGGAGCAUCCAGAUCCACAAAGGACAACUGGAAAUGGUGAAGAAAGCAGCUUCAGAGCAAAAUGUGCCCAUGGUCUUCCUCCCUGUUCACAAAUCCCACAUCGACUAUCUGCUCAUCACGUUGAUUCUGUUCUGUCACAACAUCAAAGCUCCACACAUCGCUGCUGGAAACAACCUAAGCAUCCCCAUCCUCAGCACCCUGAUCCGUAAACUUGGAGGUUUCUUCAUACGACGAAGAAUGGAGGAGUCUGCGGAUGGGAAGAAAGACAUUUUGUAUCGAUCACUUUUGCAUGCAUACACAGAGGAAUUGUUGCGGCAGCAGCAGUUUUUGGAGGUCUUUUUGGAGGGGACUCGGUCUCGCAGUGGUAAGCCAUCUCCAGCACGUGCGGGCAUGCUGUCCAUCGUGGUUGACACGAUGUCCACGGGGACUAUCGCAGAUGUGCUGGUGGUGCCAGUUGGCAUCUCCUAUGACCGCAUUAUUGAGGGAAACUACAAUAGUGAGCAGCUGGGCAAGCCGAAGAAGAACGAAAGCUGGUGGGGAAUAGCAUGCGGAGUGUUCAGGAUGCUGAGGAAGAACUACGGUUGUGUCCGUGUUGAUUUCAACCAGCCCUUCUCCCUAAAGGAAUACUUGGACACCCAGAGAAGUCGUCAUAUUCCACCACCAGUUUCUCUGGAGCACAUUUUGAUGCCCACCAUUAUUUCUGCAGAGCCUGAUGCUCAGCUGUUUGAUGGACAGGAGGAAGAGGAGCAGGUGAACAGAGAGCUGCCUGAUGACAUCUGUAGACGACAACUGAUCAACAACCUGGCCAAGCAUGUUCUCUUUACGGCUAAUAAGUCAUCAGCAAUCAUGUCCACCCACAUUGUGGCCUGUCUGCUGCUGUAUAGACAUAGACAGGGGGUGGUGCUGUCCAAGCUAGUGGAAGACUUCUUCAACAUGAAGGAGGAGAUCCUGUCACGAGACUUCGACUUGGGCUUUUCGGGGAACUCGGAGGAUGUGGUCAUGCGUGCACUCCACCUCCUGGGAAACUGCCUCAAUGUGACCAGCGGUUCUAAUCGCAAUGGAGAGUUUACCAUUGCACCCAGCCAAACUGUACCCGCGCUUUUUGAGCUCAACUUCUACAGCAACGGCCUUUUCCAUGUUUUCAUUUCUGAUGCAAUCAUUGCCUGUAGCGUCCUAUCACUGCAGCGAGAACUGGUCAUCGAAUCAGAGUCUGAUCGCCAGCCUGGCAAUCCCAGUAAUCUUCUUCUCAGUCAGGAGAGACUCAUCCGCAAGGCUGCUGGUCUCUCCCACUUCCUUAUCAAUGAGGUGGCUGUAGCACCACCCUGCCAGACAAUUUACCAGGUUUUCCAUGACACAGUAACCCGGCUGAUCCAGUAUGGAGUUCUUUAUGUGGCAGAGGAGGACCAGGAGGAACUGAGCCCAAGCCCCACAGAGGAGCCGUGGCCCAAAAAGUUCUCUGAGCCCCUUUCCUGGAGAAGUGAUGAAGAGGAUGAGGACAGUGAUUUUGGAGAGGAGCAGAGAGAUCGCUACCUUAAGGUGAGUGUGUCUGCAGAGCACCAGGAGUUCUUUGUCUUCCUUCAGCGACUGCUCAGCCCGGUGCUCGAGGCCUACAGCGGGGCUGCAAUCUUCGUGCACAGUCUGAGCCAACCCAUGGCUGAGUCCGAGUACACCCAGAGGCUCUUCAGAUACCUGCUGACACGCACAGAAAGAGGAGUAGCUGCUUAUGGUGAAAGUGCAACUCAUUAUCUGGUGAAGAAUACAGUGAGGACAUUCAAAGAGCUCGGGGUCCUAAAGGAGAGGAGAGAAAACAAGGUGACAACUCUGGAGCUAAGCAACACCUUUCUACCUCAGGAAAAUCGGAAUAAGCUCCUGCAGUACAUCUUAGGUUUCACCCUGCUGUGACCGCGACACGUGUCAGCCCAUCUUGGACCCCAGGCUCCUUCCAAUAAAGGGCUUCUACUGGUUACUUCUAAACAGUCCCAGGUGCUACUCUGUGGAAAGCUUUACCAGGAAGUGCCUUCACAUAAAAUCAGCUAACUAUUAGCUGUUAGUUGGAAGAGACUUGAAGCCAGUCUUCCCUUUUGUUUUGUUUUUUUUCAGUCUCUAACUCCUUGUGUUAAAACUGUGCAGCUGAUUUAACACGUGUAUUGAAGGGGUCCCUCAAUCAACUAUUCGUUGUGAACUUCGCCAGUGAAAUCAAAAAGGUUUUAAUACAAAAAAAAAAAAUUAACCAUGCAGUCCGAACAAAGCAAGCUGCCUUUUGUCUGUACAAGCGAACAAGUAAAAUAUGCAUAUAAAAAUAACUAAACAACGAACAACAGAGGAAUUUUUAUGUUAACUCUUUGCGCUUGUUUAUAAAGUUGCUGUAUUCUCUCAGUGCACUCUAAUAUCUUACAGUUUAAAAUAUUUCAAUUUCCUGUACAUAGAUCAAAAGAAUAAUUUCAUUUAUAGUGCACUGCAAUUAUUGUACUCUGGUGUAAUCAGAGAAGUUUGCUGCCCACUGAGAGAUACAGUGCACCUGCAAAUUAUGUACAUAUCCAAGGUUUCAGUGGCAAAAUGUAUGAAUUUAAAUCUCCUUACAGUGAAGGUCAGUUAUUCCUAGUUGCUGUUUUUUUUAGAUAAAAACAAUCAGUGUCAGAACAGUUUGGCCCAUCAACAAUAUUUACUUAGCGAAUGCAAUAUGUACCUGUUGAAAGUCUGAUGCAGUCGAGGCCUAAAACCACAUCCACCUACAGUUAAGUGCAUUCAAACCACUAAUAUCUAAGUGCAUUCACUUACACUUUUCAUAUGAAAAGUGACUUUGAUCUCUUUAUUUGCAGAACACCUCACUUUUCCAUGAAUGUUACACAGCGCAGCACUUAAAAUAUUGAGUACCAGCCCUCACACCCACUUUUAUUCAAAUAACAAGCUCAGACACUCUGUGGCAUGCCUUUCAGGGAAAGCAGAUAUUUGGGAUUCCUGCUAAUCCUCUACCAUAAACACACUGUAUAGCCUUUAUAGCACUGCUGCUGAAAGAGCAAUAGGUGGGCAUUUGUGAGAUAGAAGUACUGCUUAGUGUGGUUAAAAAUAGAUAUACACUGUGUAAUAAUCUUGAACAGUUUGCUAGUUGUGAGUGCAGUAUAGUGUCUCCUGUUCUAUCAAAAAGACAUUUUCUCCUUACAGGCCUCUUUAAGGUCAGAAACAAGCAAAAAAAAAAAAUAAUAAUAAUAAUAAUAAUGCAGUCAUCUUAAACUUCCAGGUUAAAUUAUUCUUUUUUUUUUUGUUAUAGCAACAAUUGUUUUUAUUUCCUCAAGAAAAUUUAAUUUCAUAAUCACUUAUGUGAUUGAAUAAAAAAUCUUAAAUUGACUUACAGUAUGUUAGAUUGUUAUACUUAAAUUUCAACAUUUAUAUAUCAAAAAAUAAAUCAGUGUUGGGAUAAAAAGUCAGACGAUGUCUGACUAUAAAAUUAAGAACCCAGAAUGACCAAAAUUAAAGACUGAUGGUGAAACUACACAGCACUGUGCAUUUGGCUGCAAGUUUCCAGUUCUAUUGUAAAGCAACUUGAUAACUUAAAGUCAAUAUUUUCGUGUGUCUUUCAGUCUCAGUUUGUAAUGAACAUGAAUAUAAACGUACACCGCUCUUCUUGAUGGUUUACGCAUGCCCGAUGAUAGAAAAGAGGAAGCAGCAAGUUUGAAAUUGUCAUAGGAAGUUUGAUGAAUUACAUCAUUAUUCAAUUAUUGGAUUGCUCAUCCAGUCCUGAGACUGAUGGUGUGAGGGCAUUGUUGAUGCGUCAGGGCGAUACAAGAAGUGGGACCUAGGUGUCCCGUUGGACAUUUAAAUAAAUAUUUCUAUUUAAAGACCAUGUGAUAAUACAGCUCUGCUUGUUACAGUUCAUUGUCAAGUAUUUUUUUUUUCAUAUUUUUCAAAACUUAUAAAUGGAAAUAAGGUUACUUAUUGGUGAAAGAUACCUUAAAAGCAUGUUGAAGAACAGAAAAGUAUGUUACUGAAACAGGAAUGUGCUCUGAGAGUGUGGUGAGCAUUCUAGCUUUUCUGAGCCCUCAGUCUGUACAAGUCUCCUCACCAGGGGACCCAUCUGCCAUGAUAAAAACCACUAUAUGUACUGUACUGCAUGUUUCCUCUGGUCGCCUUUAAUCAUUGACACUUCAAUGUGAACUCUGCUGAACCUGAUAAUGCUCUUUUGCAGCCUUACAGCUGUGUAAGUUGUGUCGAUGAAAGGGAGCUGUAUGUGUAGAAGAUUAAUUGUGUUACCUCUUGAAUGUUAUCUCAUCUAAAAAGGUCAUUGUGAUGUUGUGGAGUACUCAGUGGAUGUGGUACAGAUUUAUAGUUUUUAUGAACUGCUUGUGGGAUACUGAAGCGGCAUUAAUGACAUCCCACUGCUCUGUAUAACGUAGGAUAAAUACCUGUAUCUAGGGAACAGGUGCCUUUUUAACGCACUGUAGUAUUAAUUUGUUGUGUUUGUUUUUUGUUGUUUUUUUGUGCAUGUGAACAAUUAUUUUGGGAGUCCAGAUGAAUGCUGUAGAUCGCAAGUUGGAAAAAGAAAAUACACAAGUUGAGAGAACAUGUUAGAAUCACCAGCUAAUAAAUAUGUCACACUUUUGUUUUUGCUUUAUCAAAGCAAAGCACAAUUGGCAUUGUUAGACUUUGUUUUUAAAUAAAUAAUGAUAGAUCAA
Archocentrus centrarchus (flier cichlid) is the source of this 5499-nucleotide messenger RNA. RefSeq names its product glycerol-3-phosphate acyltransferase, mitochondrial (gene gpam). The transcript has 21 exons. Gene Ontology annotation, molecular function: glycerol-3-phosphate O-acyltransferase activity. Gene Ontology annotation, cellular component: plasma membrane; mitochondrial membrane. Bases 245 to 2731 code for a protein of 828 amino acids. Lineage: Eukaryota; Metazoa; Chordata; Actinopteri; Cichliformes; Cichlidae. The record is from RefSeq and is a predicted model, not a curated record. Gene Ontology annotation, biological process: triglyceride biosynthetic process; phospholipid biosynthetic process; fatty acid metabolic process.